Molecule: messenger RNA, 23978 nt
Organism: Bacillus rossius redtenbacheri
Lineage: Eukaryota; Metazoa; Arthropoda; Insecta; Phasmatodea; Bacillidae
Exons: 5
Coding region: 400-4863 (1487 amino acids)
Source: RefSeq, a predicted model, not a curated record
GGGGUACAUAGGUGUUGUAUCUAUGUGUUGUAUUAUGGGUAAUAUAUAGUGUUGUUUUUAGUUGAUUCGUUGAAAAAGUAAACUUCAUAAUAAUUAUUAUACGGUUAGUAUAGUACUUAGUUUGUAAAGUUAGUGUCUUCAAUUGUUACACCUAUUUUUAAUGCAAUAUAAAUAUAAACAACCUCCGUGAAUGCCUGUCUGUGUUGUGUGUGAACGCCGUUUCAUUUAUCAACUUCAUUGAAUGUUUACUGUUUUAUUUUGUUGGUCGUUGAACGUAUUAAACCUGUGUUCGUGAAUAUAAUAAAAGGGCAAAGACAGCAGCUUGUUUUACCACUUUCAUACACUGCAAUGUCUGGAAGUCUUGUGCAAUGAAAAACCAGCUGCAUAUCUAAUUUGAAGAUGUGCGAGCAGACGCCGUUCAGCUACCAGUCGGGGCAGGUGGUGUGGGUGAAGCUGGGCUCGUGCUGGUGGCCCGGCGAGGCGCGCGCCUAUGACGAGCUCCCGGAGGACGCCAAGACAAGCUUCAAGAAAGUGCCAGUCGCCGUCGUGCAGUUCUUCCAAGAGGAGAAAUAUGAAUAUGUAAGGAAUUAUGACCAAGUCUGCCUGUACAACUGCAGGCGGAAAAAUGAAUUCAUUCAAAAAGGACUAGAAAUGUUGCGAAAACAUAAAAAUGAACAGUUCAUGAACAAGUUUCCCAGUGACGUGAUUCGAGCUGAAGAGCUCACAAACGGGGAUCCCAACAUCAUCAAAAAAUUCCAGUCAAUGCCUGAUGAACGUCCAGACUACAAUGUCAUUUUUGGCAAGAACGGAAAGUCACCGCGUAAAGGGCGGUCACCAAGCAAGUUCAAAAGGAGGUCAUUGCCAGCGAGACGAAAAAUAGAUCUUAAUGUUCUCGUGCCAGACAACAGAAUACUGUUUGGAAGGCGCUCCGUUGAUUCUGUUCUCAGCAAGCCAGAGGAAGAUCACAAGUUAUUCAUAAGAGUUCAGCCUUGCCCAGAUAAAGAUUAUAUAAGUACAACUAAUGUCCUUCCGACCGAGCAGACUUACUCAUGUUUCUUGUGCGACUUCAAAACAAAGCGGUUAGAGGGCUUUAUGGCGCACAGGAAGAGUCAUCUGUCGUCAACAUAUGGAGCCCCCCGGCCUCAGACGACCACCCCCAAGAGGAGCAGGAAGAAGACAGACAGUGCUAGCAGCAAGAAGAGAACCAGCUACCCACCAUCUGCCACCUCACGGUCAAGAGCCAACAAGAAAAGUCUCUCUUAUACGUCAAAAUCACCAAACACUAAGACUGAAGUAGCUCAACUUGAAUUGUCGAAACCUGAUGAUUCAGAACCAGUAAAAACUAGCAAGGCUAGUCACAAAAAGAAAGUUGUGGCUAAGGAACCUGAAAUCCCAGAAACAAAGUCUUUGAUAAAGUCACCCAUCAGCCAGAAGAAAGCACCCAGAAAAAGGAAGAACGAAGAUGUUAUUAAAACGCAACUACUCGCAGAUUGGGAUGAUGAAGAUCCCACGCUUCUUCAGCAAGAGGAAGAGAGGAUCAAGAAGAAGUGCAAGGCAUCAUGUUUUGACUUUGAUGACUCUGCAGACUCCAUCUUGGAUACAGAACUUGAAGAGCGUGCAAAUAAAUUUGCAAGAACAAGAAAUAUCCCUAUAAUCCCAAAACCCGAGUCUGGUUCCAAGAGGCAGCGUUUAGAUGAUUUACCUUCCACAUCAAAAAACACACAGUCAUCGAAGAAGAGGCCUUUUGAGGAAACUUUUAGACGAAACAAGAGGUCGAAGAGCAAUGUGGUUGACCCAAAUGAAGAAGAGGCCUAUACAAAGCUCAUGCUUGGUGAUGCCGUUCCUGAAUAUGAGCCUCUCCUAGAGUCUUUGGCUAUGCCGUGCUCAGAUAACAACAAUACGCUUGUGGAGGGAGGGCAAGAAGAGGUGAAACUGAAUGGCCUUGAAGCUAGUCGGGAAGCUGAUGUGACUGUUUUGGAAUUGUCAGAUGAGUGUAACAGCAGAGAGAGCAUUGUGCACGUUAAUGAACAGGACAGUUCGGAAGUGGUAUUCUGUAACGAACAAGAGUUAAUUGGCGGCCAAGUUGAGGAGUCUGCUGAGCUCAUUAACGAUGAUGGUGACAUCGAGGAGAAGGAUCAAGGGCUGCCAGGCGAGCUGCAGGACAACAGCACUGAACCAUCGCCCAAACAGCAGACUGGAAGUAGUGAGUUGGAGAUGGCCAGACACUGUCCCUUGCCAGAUGUCGUGGCAGAUGUUGCUCCAGUGGAGGUUGACUCCAGUGAAGCUCCAGGUAGCAAGGAAGAUUGUGGACCAGAACACGCAGACAUGGCAAAUUCUGCAGAUGUAACUGAGAGUGUAGCCAUUGUUAGCUGUGAUGGUGAAGCAGAGAAUAUUGAGCAUUCCAGUCAGUCAGAAAUCAAAAAAGAUGAUGAUGAAGAUGAUGAUAUGCCAGAAUUAAUAUGUGUGGAACGUCGUGCUUCCCGUAAAACUGUCUUCUUUAGUGGUGAAUAUGGCGAAGGCAGUGACCAAGGUGAGAGUGUAAGCAGUGCAACCACACCAGAGAUUGAAGAACAAGUAGCAAAGCAAAGCGAUGAAGUAGAAGCUAGGGCUCCUGGUCCAAAUGAAGCAUCAAGUCAUGAGGAGGCACAACCGCCCAUGUCUGUACUGGCAAGUAAUGAGAUUGAUGCAUCCAGUUCAAAAGAGUUGUGUGGUCCCAGCAUGCAGGUAUGCGUUGAUGAGGUUGAAGCAGGUUUGCUACGCACCUACAAUAAUGUUACACAUGUGAAUGAAGAAACUGGAGAGAACGUUCUGGAGGGAGAAAAUUCUGAAGAAAUUACAAUAAUUGGGUUCAAAUCUGGUACCAUCAAGGAUUUAAAAGAAAUGGACGAAAACAUGAGAGAAAAAAGUACUACAUCAUCUUUAGGCUUGUCUCAAGAAGGUAGUGCAGCCGGUGACGUGCCAGAAUCAGCCGAAGUUGCUGCAAGUGACACUCGUCACAUCACUGAAUUCAGUGAUUCUGAUAAUGCAUUAAUAAAGAUACUCGAUGGUUCUGCAGAUGAUGACAAAUUGGAUGGUGAAGAAAUUCAUGUAGUGGAAGGAUCUCUUCCUGCAAACGAGGAAGAAUCACUUUCUAAUAAAGAGGAAGACCCAUACUCCUCGAAAGUAGGAGAUAUUUCAAAAGUGGAAGUGUCUCGUGAUGAAAUAGUGGCAGAGUGGUCAGAUGAGUUUGAAGAAGAUAAUCAUGCUGCCCCAACGAGAGAGAGAGCCAUAGAGGUGAUUGAUUUGGACAAGAGUGAAAGUGAGAGUAAUGAUGGGGCUGAGAAGGAGGAAGACACUGCAGCUGACCCCGAGGACACGAGCACCGAGGAAACAAUAAUGGAAAUGGAAGAGGGGAGAGAUGCGGUGAUGUCAAAGACUGUUCUCGCCACGGACGCGGGGAAGUAUGAGGACAUGGAGCUGGACAUCAACUCCAUGCCUGUGGUGGUGGAAGACGCGGUCAUCAAGGACGACAACGGCGCUAGCUAUGGCUGCGUGCCUCCGAGCACCAGCCACAUCUCUGUAGUGGGGACCUCGGCCUCUGCGUCGCUGCCCCCUGCCACACUGCUCCUCAGCUCCGCGACCACUCCUGUCAAGACGCUGGCCAACAACAUAGUCAUCGUCUCGAGCCAGAGCUGCCAGCUGCCCCUGACAGCGAAGGGCAUAUUCACCACCCCACACAGCAAAGUAGUCAUAAUGCCGAGGGCGGCACGAGGCAGGAAGCUGGCACCAGUGCUUGUCGCCAACUCCAGUGGCCUUACCACCCGCAUGUGCACCGAGAGCGAGCAGGAAAGCUUCUUCAAGGAGGGUAGGAAAACUCUUCUGCAGAGGGUUAGGCCAAAAAUAACCUUACAGCCCUCGAAAACAAAGCCAUUGUUGCCAAACAUACAGAAGAGCAUAACCGGUGCGGAAGCAGCUGGCGUGAAAAUCAUACAAAGUAAAAGUGUGGUGUUGCCUGGAACAUCGCUCAUUCAUGCCUCGUCGUCUGGCGUGACGAGAGCCCUGAAAGUGGAUCCCACUGGACUGCAGAGUGUGGCUGUGCAAGGAACACUGCCGAAGAUCCUGGUUGGUUCUGGCGGCACACAGACAUUCCUGCUGCAGAAGAGCAUACCGAAGCUCACUUCAUUAUCUUCCAACACCAACCCACAGGGCUCCAAAAGGGUAACCAAUUUUUUUCCUUUGGUGAAAGGCAGUGGAAUCAAUUCCAAACAGGUGGUGAUCUCUCAGCCUAGCAGAAAGCCUCCCAAAGGGCAGGCGGCCGGUUCGUCCAUGCAGUUGGUGGCGGCAUCUCAUCUGCAGCCUCCCAAAAAGGCAAGGCAGGCAUUCUCGUACCAGGGCUCCAAGGCUGUGCCCACUACCACCAUAGAGAUAUCUGUGUGCGGGGCGCAGCCGGUCGUGGCACCAGCCUCAGCCGUGCAGCGUAGCACGAGCGCGUCCUCCAUCCCCAGGAUCCCGUCGUCUGCCAUCUUGCCGGGUGCACCUGCAUCGACGACGCCCAUCGUGGUGGGCGCACAGGGCUCCCCCUCCUUCGUGCUCAUUGUGGACCCCGGCGAUGCCCAGCCAUGCCGCGCCGCGCCGGGCCAGGACAUCCUGGCGGCGGCGCUCGCCAACACAGAAGUGUUCACCCCAGAGGCAUGCCUGCGCGACACGCUGGCUGUGGCGAGCAGUACACAGGCUGUGCUGCCAGCCGUGCCCCCCGCUGGACCCCCCCUGGUGCUGGAGACACCUGCGCUCACUGAGCCCAUCAUGACGCCCCAGGAGGUGCCGUCGCGCGUGCAUGCUGUGCAAUGCCCCUCCAUGCCACUGCUCACGGACCAGGAGAGGUAACUGCCUCUGCCCGCUCCACACCGUGUUGUGUCUGUACUUUCAUCUGUUUUACUUUGUAUGUGCGUCUUUAAAAUCAUUUUAUUUGUUUGAUGAGAGAGUGUGAUUGGAAUGCUAAAACAAUGUGUUAUCAUUAGGGAAAUAAGUACUGUAAAUUUAAGUGAGUUCAUUUUUUUUAAAUUGUUUAAUAGCUAAUCAUAUAAAUGAAACAGGCAAGAAAAUGCCAUAAUGAAAUGUGUACAACACUUCUGCAAUAAGAACUGAUUUCACAUACUUAAUAUUCCCUUUUAAGCUUUGUAAGUCUCUAGAACUCUGCCAUAGAGAAAAUGUAAAUAUAAACUUACUGUAUUUACCCAAUAAAAGUAACUAUUUGAUGUACCUCCAGUGGAAAAAAAACCCAAGGUGAGUAUAUAUAACUAAUCGUCUUCUGUCUUGUCACAAUUUGAUUAUCAAUAUCAAUCUGACUUUCACCACAUUAUUCACAAAUACCAUAUUCAUGUUAACACUUACUACAUAUACCUUUUUUUUUUCUCUCUCUUUUAAAUUAUAUUGAGGUGUGAGAAGUUGACGAACUAAAUUAACAAAUCUGAGAACCAAGACUGAGGAUUCCUCUGUUGUCACCACGAAUGAAAGUUUAUGUAAAUACAUCGGAUAAAAAAUCAAGAAGACGGUGCACAUACAGUAAAAAUUAUCAGUAAAAUUUAGAGUUUUUUUCUUAAAUAAUAAAUUCUUUCUUUGUAAAUAGUUACUUUUUAUUUGUUGUACGAAAAUUAAAGUGAGAUGCAGAGACUAUUUGCCGAAAAGGUUGGCUUUUGGAUGAGUUUUAUACCAUGUGCUUCUACAUUUAUUUUUGUGUUAGUUUUGCAUUCCUAGCAUCAUUAUGCUGAUCACAAUAAAUUAUUAUAUAUAUAUAUUUUUUUUACUGCUCAUUGCAUCAAAGAAAGCCUUUUAAAUGUAUUUACUGUGAAUAUUAUUAACGUACAUACAAACAGACAUAAAUAAUUAUAGCCAUGUGUUAAAACCUUCAGUGUGUAAAACUUUGCCACAUUGUUUUUAGUCUCGCACAAGUGUUCUGUUUUACAUUGUUGUUACUUGCAACUGAAACAGUUGCAAGUGAUGUAUCAAUUUAAAUUCAAGGUUAAUUUACAAAGGACACAGAUAAAUUUGUUAAGAUUCUGUGUUUUAUUUGAAAAUUCAACAUUUGUAUGUUUACCAUAAGAAGUUAUUGUUGACUUUUUGUGGGACAGUAAACAUGUACAUACGUAAUAUUAAGUUGUGUUAAAAAGAUAUGAUUGAUAACGACGUACUUUUUGUUGAGAAGCUUUGAGUUUAAUUAAUAUUCUUAAAAAUCUCUGUGAAACUAAUUUAUUCUGCUGUUGCAAAGACUACACUUCCCUCAUUAAUAUUCUCAUUCAUAAUCUUUUCCUUAAUGAUUCAUUCCAAACCAAUAUAACCUUUGUGAGUGAUAUUUGUGAGCUAGGAAAAAAAUUGGCAUAAGUUUGGGUAAAUACUGUAAGUUGCAGCAUUAUGGGUUACUUGAUUAUUGUUUUAAGUGUUAAAUUCUCUUGUAAAUGUGUAUCACAGAAACUUAUAGUUCAUAAGCUUUAAUGAUCAGAAUUUAUGUAUUGCUCCUUCCUUCCUGCCUAUGAAUAUGACUCAAUUUUUGAAAGUAAACUUAUGUAAAAAUGGGUUUUGUGACAACAUACAAAAAACGAGAUGUAAGGUCCAAUCAUGCAAACAUGAUCCAUGGUUAUCAGUAUCAUGUCUCAGCUUGUGUUGUAUCAUGUACAUUUUCCCCAUGAUCAAAGAAUGGAUAACUGAACAGUCUUCAUUCUCACUAAAUUGUUUUGUUGCAAAUAAAAUUCAAUGUUGUAAUAUUUAGAUAAAAAAAUUUGAUUUUAUUGGCAUCUUGGAUACCAGAAAAAACUUUUGUGAAGCAAGUUAAGUGAGUAAAAGAAUUUGAGAUAAAUUCAUACUUUAUUUGUGUAGCUGCUAUUUCAAAUCAGUGAAUCAGUUUUUCUAAUUUAAUGAUUAUGACUACUUACCUUAUUGGUUACAAAUAUAUUGCAAACAAAACAUAAUAUGCGAUGCUAACAAAGUGGAACAUUAUCGAAAAGUAUGUUUUGAAAAAAAUAUACGUAAAAAUGCAAUCACCCAACAAGGGUGUCAAACCGAGCCUUAAUUUCUCUGGAGAUUGUGAGUAAAUUUAAUCACAGCAUACUCCUUUUAAAAAGUUGCAAUUUAAACAAGUUUUGAUGGUUAAUAUUUGAAAAUAUUAAAGUUCCAUGAGAAACUUUUGAACUGAGUUUUACUAUAUUAAGUAUCUGUGAGAGUGUAUGCUGGAUUGGAGUGUGAGUGUGUGACACACUCACACAUACACUCAUUUAAGUGGAAGCUACAAAAAUUUUGUUGAAGAAAAAUAUUAAAACCACUUUUUUUGACUUUACUACGUUACAAUCAUGUGCAUAAAAAUACUAGCAGUAAACAAAACUGGUAAGAGUUGUGUAAAAACACCCUUGAGCAUAGCCUGCAGAUAUUUGCCAAUCUUAUAUUGGAGUGCAAUAAUUUAUACACAGUAUUUCAGUGAACAAACAAAAUUAACUUACCAGUGGAAUUACUUACAUUUGUAAACAUUUCAAAUAAUUUUUUUUACUCAAAGCUACCUUAUAUAUUUUUUUUAUUCAUUCAGUUUAUCUUGUGUCAAGAAGUGCAGCUGUAAUGCAAUGUUUUUUUUUUUAAAAGUACAUACAUAGUAAUUUUGAAGCAAGAUUAUUUUGAGUAACUAAAUUAAUAUCGGUCAUAUAUCAAUAUAUAGGAUGUUACUCUCUUGAUCAAUGACCAAAAAGCCAAUAUUAUGUAUUUAUUUCAAUAUGAAACUUUUUUUCUGGUUAUAAUUUCGUAAUCAGAUUGUUUAUAAAUGUUACCUACACAGAUUUAUAAUAGUUUUUCCUUUUUUUUUAUGAAUUCAGAUUAUGACUCAUUGCAGUUUUAGCUUUUAUUUUGUAAAUAGUUAAUUUUUAAAUUAUCUUAAGAAAUUUUAAAAUAAAUCUUCUGUGAUUUGAACUAGUGAUGUGUGGGUCCCGAUUCUCUGUUCAACCGGUUCUCGACAAUACAACUGGCACCAAGAACCUCCGGGUAGCCAAACCUUUCCCCGGUUAAAGUACAGUUGACUUCUGGUAAGAUGACAUUGUCUUGCACACCUGCACACAGACACUUCUUUCUGACUUCCCUUCAAGCUGCCAAUUUACAGAUACUAUCUGCACACAUGAAAGUAAUGAUUAGUAAAUCUGAAAAUUGCCAUAGCACCAGUCCGCCCAGAUGGAAAGAUAACGCCUUGGGUGGGAAUUGUCUGCUUCUAAUGAACUGCAGGAUUUGCUACCACCCCUUUUGUAGCCUUACAGCAAUAUAUCUCGACCAACAAAUCAUGUGUGUGUAUCCCCUUUAACAGACCUCAGUUAACUAAGAAGGAGCAAUCCCUUGUCCAUUAUAAUAUAUACCUAAUUCAUAAUUGUUUUGGUUUGUUGCUACUGUCAUAUUAGAUUUAAUAUUUAUUAUUAACUAUCUAAUGUCUGGCAUGUGUUGGAAUGACUCAUUCCAUUUUUUUGUUACUUAUUUGAAAUAGGUACAGCUAUACAAAGCAUCUUUCUCUAAUUCUCUAUCUCUCUAUUUACAUACAUACAUAUAUAUACAUAUAUAUAUCCUAUAUUUCCCACUUUAUCUACUCUCUCUAUAUUAUAUAUAUGUGUGUGUGUGUGUGUAUACACUCACACAGGCAUAUAUAACAUAUGCGUAUUUGAAUGCACUUAUAUUUAUAAUUUAUUGUCUCUCUUGUGAACAAAUAUUUACCUUUAUCUCAAGUCAUUUUUCAUGGGUGUGCAUAAAUGAAAUUUUCUUAUAACAAAAAAAAGUUACCACACCUUACUAUCUAUUGCCGCACCACAAAAUAGAGGGCAUUAAACACCCUGCGAGACAGAUUUAGGUAGAUUGAGUGAUGAUAAGUCAUAUCAAACAAAUCAAGAUGCAAUCUAUCUGGACAUAACUGUAUCUUUGGUGUGGUGCAAAAUUGUGUGGAGGUAAUCUGGGAACUGAGAACUGAGAAAAAAAGUAGAACCGACAAAUCACUAGUUUGAGCUUAAGUAAUCAUAGUGUUAUUUUUUUGUUUUUUGUUUAGCUCAGUAUUUUUCAUAUGGAUUUGAAGAUGAUAGUUUAUUUCACUGUAAUGUAUUUUAUCAGUACAAUAAUUGUAAUUCAUGGUUUUUUAAAACAGUUAAAGGACAGUUUUUAAUUCUAGCAUGAAAUUAAAUAAUGUAUUCAUGUGGUAUGAAUUUUUUAAAUCAACCAUUAUUAUGUUGCCUUUGUUAUAAUAUUGUUUCAUUUGGUUUCUUAAAAUCCAAGAAAUCAGAAUUUCAGUUAGUCUGCUGCUGUUGAAGUAGUAAGUCUUAGAAAAAAAUUUCAAAGCAUAUUAUAUAUCUCUUGGACUGUAUGUAGCCUCUACUUGCACUCAACAUACAAAUACCUUCUGUUGUUUGUUUUUUUAACCACUUGUUUGCCUUUCAGUGAAGUCAGAAUGUUGCACACGUAUGGUGCCUCUGUGACACCAAAUAUUUUUAUCUGACGAGUAAAACCUUAACUUAAGAUGUGUUAGAACUAAGCACAUCACAAAAGUUGUCACUUAAAUGUUGUGUGCCAAAUUGCAGUGUGUAAAAUCCACUUCACUGUUUCAUGGUGGUUGUGGAUAAAAACCUUCAACACAUCUUUGUAGAAACUUGAGUAUGCAAAUACUUAAACAGUAGCAUUAUGGUGGUGCAAAUUAAAUACCUACUUGUCAUGUGUUUCACAUUUUAAUACUUUAUUAUUUUCAACUGUUUAUUUAUCUGCAUAGUCAUUUGGAAUUGAUUAGUGUUUGAAACAGUUUUUACAUUUUGUUCUGUUAGAAAAAUAGCACCUUAAUGUAUAUUUUAUUAUUUUACUUUACUGUUUUAUUGCUUCUUGUUUUGUGGCCAAUUCUGUGUACAGUGUACAUAUUUUAAUGUUUUGUUGUAAUUUAGUGUGGUACGUGUAAAGUGUAUGAUAAUAGCAGUGAAGCCUGUUUUUAUUUGUUACAUGUGAUGUAAGUCAUGUUCGGUGUUAACAACUAUGGACAGAACUUUUUCAUUCACUUGUGACAUGACAGUUUUUUGAGUUCUGUACUGGUUUUCUUUGCACCAGUUUACUGGGUUACUGACUGUUUCAUGAGACUUAAAAAAAGAGGCUUUUUUUUACAAUGAUUGUUUCUAACCAAGGCAGCUAUUGGCACUGCAAGCAAGUUUUGAUGAGUGUUUUUUCUUGAAAGUGGAAUAUUUCUUUUUACAGUGGAUACAGUGCAGUAAUUGCCACCUGAAAAAUUUUAUAAACAAAGUGAUAGUAAUAGUAUGUGAAAACAUAAAGUGUUUUGUUGGAGAUUCCAUCGUAGUUGAGUAGAGUCUCUUCGUGACUGUUGACAGUUUUGUCAUGUUGCAAGGCCUGCUGCCAGAACAAUCUUAACAGAAUCUUGUGUACGUGUACUUAAAAACAAGAAGUUUACACGCUGUAAGAUUUGUUUUCAGUGAUUUUGUAGUCCAUGAAAAUUGAAUGUGCAUGAUGAUGUAGUUUGAGUUCAAAGUGAUGUGUUAAUGUGUAGUUUUUUUUAGCUUCUUAUGUUUAACUCUUGAAUCAAGGAUGUGAACUGGAACUAUGGUGAGUUUAAAUCAUUUGAUUUUUGCAUGUAUUUAAAUGACUUCCAUCAGAUUUUUUUUAUACGGGAAGUUAACAAAAUUUUGCAUUUUUAGCACAUUGUAAUGCUGUCAUAAAAUAACUUCUUUUGUCACUACAUAUAGUUUUUAAGUAACAUGUAUCUGGAUAAGUGAGAAAUUAAGGUGCUCUGUUGGAACAUUAAUUAUCUUCACAGCUCUUUUGUUUGUGUCCGAGUUGUAAUGCCUUUCUUAUUGAGAGAUUAAUCAUAGAGCAGGCAUACCACAUGACUUGAAUUGGCAGUGCUUUUAUCAUAUGCAUUGCCGCUCUGUUUGCCCAUGAAAUUACUUCUCUACGUAUAGUUCAGUGAAUCAACGUGAAUCUUGAUUGCAAUGUUUGGUAUAUAUCUGCAGCUUGAUUUCUUAAUAAAAACAGCCUGAUUCUCUUGUAAAAAGAUAUUCAGAAAAUGAAAUAAGAAUAGUGGCUUUAUUAUAUAGAUAGUUAAAUUUUAGACAAAUUUGCAGUAAAUGUGUAUGUGUGUGUGUAUACACACACACACACAUACACAUAUAUAUAACCUUUGUUUUUUGCAUGUGCACUGUAUUCCAGUCUGGCGUCUUAGCUACUGGUACAUUGGUGUGUGUUGAAUUGAGGGGAGGUGUUCAUGCACAGUAGGUUUUAAACCAAAUAAACUUGUUUGCAUUUCAUCCAGCUAUUAUAAAAAAAAAUUUUCCCAAAAAAAUUACGUAAGUAUUCAAUGCUUCAAUAAACUUGGAGGAUCUACAUUUGAGGGAUGUGUUUGGUAAGGAGUUGAAAAUGUAAUUUUGAAAUAUUUUCAUUUAGAUGUUUUUAGUAUCAUUAUGUCAUUGUGAUAUUUCACAAAAAAAUUUCUUUCAUUCAUUCUACCAUAAUCAUAGAAAACAAUGUUUUCUAACAGUUAAAUAAGUAAAUUAUUAUUUAUGUCAAUAUGUUAUAUGAGUUUUUUGCUGAAAAAUGUAUUGCUACAAUUGUCAAAAAUUGCAUAAAAUGAUUUAUUUAUGCAUGACAGUUACUCAGUUACUGAUAAUUAAAAAAAUUAUCUUGAAUAAAGUACAAGAUUUUGCCAUAAAAAUAUAUUACAUUAGUUUUAAAAUUUUAAUUAUUAUUUAUAAAUUUGAACUGAUACGUGAACCUAAAUUGUAAUUGCUCUUAGUAAGUAUACUUUUUAAAAUUAAUGUGUAAUAUGUUUACAAUAAAAUCUUUUAUUAUUAUUUUGUUUUUGAUGAAAAAUGUUUGAAUCUAUAAAUGGUGAACACAGUCACAGCAUUCUCACAUUCUGAGUUAAGUUAAUGGCUUGUUUACUAAAGACCCGGCCACAAUCAACAUAGUAUUAACACAUAGGUAGUUAUAGCGAUAAGCACUUUCACAACACAAGACUAGUACAGCAGCUUGGUUACAGCAAACAUAAACUAAACCCCAUUCUUUUGUUUAAGCCUUGGAAAAAUUAAUGGUGCUGUAGUUUGUUAUUAUAACAUAAUAAAAUACAGCACAAGAAUUGCAAAAUUAAAUGCAGACUUUUUUUUCUCCUUCAUGAAAUGGGGAACUGAUAUUUAGCAACACGCACAUUUUCUUAUUUAUUAAAAUAAGUUCUCAAAUUGCGAUGUUCAGAGCUUCUAAUUGGCUGAAAACAUAACAUGGUUUUAAUAAUAACAUAGUAUUAGGCAAGAGUUAAACUCCUACCUAAUACUAAUAUUGUGCUUGGUAAAUGCUUAUCUAAAUGUAUCAUGAUUAUAGCUAGUCAGAUUGAAUCACACAUAUUUAUCUAUUAUACAGUGUUGUGUCAGUGAAAAACUUAUUUUGAUUUUGGUUGGGCCUUUAAAGCAGCGCCCUUGCCAAAUACUAAUUGGUUUUGUGUAGAAACAAAAAUUGGUAAUCUUUGAUUCGUCCACAUAAUUAGGCUCAUACCAUAGAUGAAAUAUUUUAGGCUUUGAUGUUUGGAAAAUACUAGUGCUGAAACCAUUGAUGUAGGUACAUUGGAUACAAUUGUGUGUUCAUUUCCAGGACUGUUAUUGAUGGUGUAAUAGUGUAGGCAACAUUGUGUUUGUUGCCGAAGUGAUUGUUACAAAGCUGUUACAUUGGUUUUUUUUUUUUUAAUUUAAAAGUUUUGGCAUUUCUGUUGUUUUAUACUUUAGGUUGUGUUAAAUUGUUUAAAAAAAUUUAUAACCUUAAAAUUAAAAUUGAGAGGAGGAAGAAGCUUAUUUGAAGCAGUUAAUAGACAGUCACACUACAGGUACUACCUUACCACAUGCAUAGCUUUAUAUGGAAGAGAGAAUUGUGUACUAGAUAUUAAAACAAUUUUUCAUUAAAUAUAGUUGUAAAAUUCUGGAUAAAAAUGUAAAUACCGACUGUUUUAGGAUGUUAAUAUUCAAAAGUUUUGUGCCACAAAAAAACCUUUGGCAGGUUUUUUUCUUCUCAUUUUUAUAUAUUUACAAAUAUCAUUUAUAAACAUUCAAGCUAACCAAACUAUUCAAUCAAAAGUAUUUAGUUUUUAAAUAAAAAUAUAUGUUGAAUCAAUCAUAAUUUUUCCUCAUUUUAUAAAAAUUUGUGGGGGUAUUGUUUUUUCACAUGAAUAUGGUGUAAUUUGACUAAUUUAAAUAAUGUUCCAGUUGUUGUGCAUGGGCAGUCAGGCUGUGUUGCUGGUAACUAAGCUGUGUACCUUAUAUUAUAUAGUUAAAAUAUUAACAGAAUUGAGAUUUCUAAAGAAUAUUAACACCAUAUUCUAAAAUCAACAAAAUUUAUUAGCAGGAAAUACAGAUUUGGUUUGUCAACUUUAUGCUAUCUUUGUCAAGAACAUACACUAUUGCUGGUAACACUUGUUAUAGAAAAAACAGAAGCGUGAACAACAAAGUGAAUACAUAAACAAUCUGAGGACAAGCUAAAUCCAACUGAUGUCUAUUGCCUUGACAGCUCAAAUAAUUUCUUGAAAGGAAUUUAGUCUGAAAAAUUGACAGCACAUACUAACUCGGAAGGCUGACAAAGACAAGACCAUUGUUACAAGAAUGGUAAAUAAAGAAAAACAAGAGCCUAAGACAAACAAGUUUUUUGUUUUUAUUGUUGUUUUGUUUAACAUUAUCUCAGAGAUAAUGUUAACUUGAGAUGUCUAGACAGGGUGCUAUAAAAGAUUUCAGAGCCCGAGCAUGGGUCUCAAACACAUUAGGAAUGCCGAAAAUAUUAAAUGAAUUUAAAGUAAUAAACAACAAAAAAUUUAUAUAUCUUUUUAAAUAUAUUUUGCAGAAAUUUACGAUAGUUACACUUAUCUCAUUACUUAGCCUCACGCCUUGGGUUAACAGGCCUUCAUACACAAGCUUAAAAGUAAUGCCUAAUGCAAUCUUAAUUAACACGCUGCAGUGCAAAAAAAUAACGAGCUAAAAAUAAACAUAAUGUAGCGCAAGGUAAUAGCAUAAUUAGUGAAUAAAAGAUUGUGUGUAUUUAUAGUGCCUCUAAACAAUAUUAAAAGAUUCCAAAAUAUAUUCCAAAAAAAUUAUAUUGCUUAGGCUAAAAUUGAAAAUUACUAUAUGACUCAUAAAAAAAAUACAAAGGAGCAAUAUCUAAAACUACCUAUUCUUAUUGUUUUUCUAAAGCCAAAAUAUUUCCUGCUGAAAAAGUGUAUUGUAGACUGGCCAUUAGGUCAUAAAAUCACUGAUGAAGAUGCAUAAGUUGGCUACCUCCAUAUUUCUAAACUUCGCACAAAAAAAUUUACGUCUCAUAAGGCCCGCAGCAGUUCUAUGAUCACGAGUGGUAUAAGUGUUGUUAAUGACUUUUGACCCACACUCCAAUGUUCGCACAUGAGCACAAUCAUUCACAUAGACAUCUUGUUGUGAUGCUUCAGUUGUGCAAAUAAAUUGAUGUCUUUAAAAAAAACUUUGUGCUCCGACUUCAAGUCUUUGCUUGAAUUUCAUUAGUUAUUUACAGUGAGCAAAAUAGCAAAUAACUCUUGGCUGCCUCGCAGCGCGCGAAAUCCAGUAAUAACUAUAGUCUCAUCCACUCAUGCGUGCCGCACAAGUUUUAAUUAAGUUUUGCUCUGAAACGUACCAAGUGCAAAAUAAUUUACAUUCAUAAGUCCACCACAGACUGAGGAGAAAAUUCUUUAAAAAGGUUAAACGCAUGGUUCUUCUGUCCCAUGUUUGUGAAUCUCCACACGGCCAGUUAAGUGGCAUGAACUGUAUUUUCUGCAGGUUGAGGAAUCACACACUUCGCAAGUAGUCUCUCGUGCUAACUCGUGAUGCGCAUAAAAAAUGCCAGUCUUUCAGAGUCCAGCAUUUAAAUGGCUUAUCCACAGUCCUUAGCAGUGACGAUUAGAAGCAUAAUUAUUAUAAUAACAUCAAAUAUACACUUUUAAAUUCCAUUGCUCUUUAUAAAUAUCAGGUUCGUCUAACACUGUCUACCAUUGGCCGAGAGCAGCAGUGAAAUAAUUGCAUUCAAAAUAAUAAAUUGGCUUAGAGUUAAAAUAAUGGGCAAAAGUUUAGGAGCACUUAAACGGCCAGAUUCCUGGCCCAUUAGUCUAGAGCUCACGUAGCGGCAGCGAAGUGGUCUCCACCUGGCUCUCGUAUCGUCUCUCUACAAGUCGUGAAGCUCGUCAUGCUACCCAGUCCAAGGCAGGACUCCGAAGUCCCUCAGCGAGGGCACACACUUGUGCGGCUUCAGCGCACUUCGCCUGCGAGUUCAGUCGCACAUCAGCUCCACCGCCGAAUGCAGCUCCUCGCAGUGGCCAGAAAACAAAACACCCUAACGUCCCGUAGUUACGGUACAUUGUGGUACAUGAGUACCAAAAGAGCCAACACAAACUAAAUUAUGAUAAAAAGGUAGUGCAGAGAAUAAUUCAGGGAUGUAGUUGAGGUGAACUUAAUGUAAAUAAAAUGCAAAGAGCAUGAAAAAUAAUUAAACUACCAAAUAAAUAUAAAGGCAUUUUGAGGUGGGGCUACAUUCCUCAAACUAAAUAUUUUAAUCUAAAACUAUUAAUCAUGAUUAAUGUACUAAUGAUUUUCAAAAUUUUGAUGCCAACAUAAAAUUUUGAAAUUCUGAGAAGAAUUGGUUUGUAAUAUAGAAGUAAGCCACUGCUUUAUUUGAAUAGUCUUUGGUCUUGUGCUUUAGUUUCUAGAACUUGUUACGGCUUAGAAACAGCUGAAAAUAUUGUGUUAUGGUGUGCAAAUUUAGUUGAAGUAGUAAAUAUUAAUUUAUAAAUAAUUGACUGAAAAUUAUCAAAUUUUUUUUAAUAGAAAACCAAAACACAAGAAAGUGGAGAAAAUUUGGGUCUGAAGAUCUAAAACAAGCAUGAACUCUUGUACUCUGAGACAAGUGGAUAGAGAUAGGUGUGUAUGUAUAAGUUUGUUUUCUGCAUGUGAGAGAACAAAAGCUGCUGAGUGUACAUUGGACAUGGCGCCAUUGUCGUAACACCUUUUGGUGGCAAAUACAUGCAAUCAUAUACUGCAUGCCUACCAUCAAGUCAAGGUUGCGGGUAGUCUCAGGUGUUGGACCAAAGAGAUGGUGUCAAUUAGUAGUGCACACGUUAUAAGUGUUCCUCUUGAGCUACAAGAGUUAUUUACAAUGGGCACUGUACUGAAGUCUUUCUGGGCAUAACUGUGCAACGUAAGAACCUAACCUCUAUCUUCAUCACACUUCUAUUUUACAACUAAGUCAUAAUUUGAGUUUAUCACUUGAGCAUCCCAAGCAAACAAUGAAAUGUUUUUUCUCUGAAAAAUUAUAUGUGAUAAAAAAAAUUUUGUCUGAAGAUUAUGUACUUGUACACAUAGUCUAAGAUCCGAACUAGAAACGACCUUCACACAUCUGUUUAAUGGAUGAAAAGUAUUUUAUAUCAAAUUUAAUAUAUUAGAAAAUAUAUCUCAAGUGGGUUGUCUAAAAAAUUCCUGGCCAGACCAUGAUUAAUUAAAAAUUGAAAAAUGACGUUUUAUUAAAUAUUGCACUGAUGUGUUUAACGAAUAAAUUUAAUGCCAACCGAAAGUAUGAAGCCUAUAGAAUAUACAAAUGUUGGGUUGUCUACUUUUUUCCUGGCGUAACUACUGGGUUGGCAGGUAUAAACAGGUAAAUCGAUAAUAGUUAUUUUCACCAAUCUGUUUAAUAAAUAAAUAUUAUAUCAAAAUGAGCGCUAUUUAAUUGCGAACACAAUGAUAUAGGGUUGUCUGUAAAAAGUCUGGCCUGAAUGACGGUUGUCGAGUUUUCAAAGGUGAAAAUUUUAUGCGUGUGGAAACUUGUGACAAAAAGGUCCGAGCCAAAUAUCCAGUGCUAUAGAAGAGGACGCAGUGUGAACACGUGUUACUGUUACUACGUAUAGUUGUUUAUUGACAAUUUAUUGUGUUAAAAAAUGCCUAAAUAGUGUUUCUUGUAUGACUAGGAUGAUUUGUUGAUUGACUUUAGUGAUGAAACUUUUAAAAAUAGUUUAUUGAAGUUAGCUCUUCGCAAAAAAAAAAGAUCUUUAAAUACAACGAAGUUGAGCUAGCUGAAGCAUCACUCGAUUUUUUUGGUUACCAUACCACGUGUUAUAAGAAGGGACUGUUUUGGGAAAUAAAUAUAAUGAAGAAUUUAGAAUUUUUAGCACAGAGAAUAGAGUAAUAGACGAUAAUUUCUCAACCAAAAAAAAUAAUAGUAGGAUGAAACCUGUUGAAAAAGGAAUAGAAUAUAACAAAAAUGAAAGGAAAAAUAAUUUAUGGGCGAUCUGAGGUCGGGAAGUGGAAGGGGGUGAGUUUUUAAGGGUAAAAAACGGUUUAUCUCGAUUUCCAGCAAAACUACAAGUCCUAUGGAAAAAAAUUAAAUGACAAAGUUGUAGGUAAUAAAAAGAUAUACAACUUUUGUUAUUACACUUUUUUCACAUAACCUCAAAAUUUAUGUGAAAAAUUCAAAUAAUGAAGUUUUAGGUUUUUCAUUUUUAUCUUAUACAAAAAAAAUUUUUUCACAAAAUUAGGUGGAAACUUACCUUUUUAUGUCCCAGAUUCAAUGUAAUUUUUUGAUUUGAAAUAUUUAUUUUUCACCUUAUUUUGACUUAAUAUUGAAAAAGCACCCUAAUUUUCAAUAGAAAUUUCUCGCGUCAAAACAUCCGCUUUUAAAAAAAUAAAGGUGGUGGCCUUAAUGUUCGUUGAAAUCAUUUCUUUCUGAUAAUGUAAAAAAAAUAUAUAGAUUACUAUGGUAAAUGUUCUCAGAAACUGCAAAGAAAAGAAAAAAACUCGAAUCCAAAUUUUUUUUUAAAUCACUAUGUACAAUUUUAAGCUGUUUAGUAAAAUUUACACUUUAAUUACUUGAAAAAUGUAAGAUUACAUAUUACAUUGAUAAAAAAAGAAAUUGCAAAUCCAUGAAUCAUAAAGAUUGCAAGAAACAUGCGAAAAUAGUUGUUCUAAAUAUUAAAGAUAGGAUUUAAAGGGGAUUUCAAUUAAAAAAUGUGAUUGCUGCAAUUUUUUUCAGUAAAAAGGUGAUUUAUUAAAUUCUAAUUACAUUUAUGUCAUAGAAAAUAUCAUAAUAUAUGAAUAGAAAUGUAAAUUGUACUAUUGAAUUUAGAUAUUUUAUACUGAUUAUGUUAUUCAUUAUAAUAGUUUCAAAUACAUUAAUCUUGUUAUUUAUAAAUCUUAUCUUGAAUUCUAAUCUCUUAUCCAUUACUUUUUGUCUCUUUGAUGGAAUUUCUUCAUCGUUAGAUUCGACAAACCUUCCCGAUUCUAGUAGAUCUUCGAAAUCUUCAAGACCAUCACCGUCUUCGUAUCCAAUAUUAUUUUUAGUCUGAAUUGGUUAUUCAUCCACAAUUUCAUCUGAAUCACUAACUUCCUCGUAGGUUUUUUCUUCCACAUUGGUGCAUUUUUCAGAACCAUGACAAUUUGAGCAUAAAUUUGUGCAUUUUAAACCAUGUUUUCGGCAGCCACAUUUUAAACUGUUAUAUCCAGUUUCACAGCUGCAGCAAAUAGUUUUGAGCAAUAUUUACUAAAUUUAUUCCUUUUCUGUAAAUUUGGGCAUAAUGCCCCGUUGUUGUUGCUACCUACCCCAAUCUGUUGCUGUCAGUUCGUUACCCAGCCAAGUGGGUGGGAGAUUUGCCAAUAUGAAAGAUGAUUUAAUUUUUGCCAAUUGAUAUUUUCGAAAUCUUAAUUGAUUCAGUGUUUAUUAUCAUUUUUACAUUUAUAAAUAUAUUUGAUUAAUUGUAAUCCAUUUUUUUAUAUCUUUUUUGUUUGCAUCUUUUUAUAAAAAAUAUUGGCCAAAUUUGACAAAUUUUUAUUGUCUAAUAAUGAAUUUACAAUACUCUUCUUUCCUUUUCCUGCAAAUCCAGAUGUAUCACAACCAGAAAAACAAUGCAGAAAUGCAACUAUAUUUUUGAAGGAUUCAUAUUUGAAACUAUUAGACGUGAAAAAUAGAUAUUUUACAUUUCCAGAACCUGGCUUGAGAUAAUAAAUGCCAUUAUUAUUUGAAUUUAAUUGUUUCAAAAGGACCAAAAGAUCAAUAUCUUGACCCACAAUGACAGUUUUAUUAGUAUCUCUGACAAUUUCUAUCGAGGUCUUAAUUAUGUCAGCAUCAUCUUCUACUUGUUUACAGGAAAAUCCUUGUGACUGUAAUCUUUUCAUUAACGUUUUUAUUAAUUUGUCCUUGUUUUUCUCGUUAGAUAAAAAUUUUUCUUGCAGAAAUGGUAUUUUUGUAUGGUUUUGAUAAUUGAACUCUGGAAUAUUGUCUAAGGUUUUUCUACGACUACGUUCUCCUUUUUUAUUUGAAUUAGCUGCUGGUACUGCUGUCACAGUAAGUGAUUUUUUAACGAUAUAGCUGCUUGCUGCGUAAUGUUUUUCUACAUAGCGAAAAUAUUUAUUUAUAAUCUCUUCCACCGUCGACGACAUGCACAAUGCCGUCAGAUUGCGUUGGUCCAUUCACACUCACAAAUAAUUCGUAAAUUUGAGAUUUAACAUUUUUCCUGAGGCUAUUUUCUGUAAAAAGUGACCAUGGAUAAGGUGCAAGCUCGUAUUGUAAAUAAGUUUCAUAUCUUUUUUACUGUCAAUUGUUAACGAAUUUCUUUGAAAUAUCAAUAAUGGAUUUAUGGCUAUAAUAUCUUUAAAAAAAUAUAUAUAUUUUGGAUUGGAGUUUUUUUCUUUUCUUUGCAGUUUCUGAGAACAUUUACCAUAGUUAUGUAUAUAUUUUUUUACAUUAUCAUAAAGAAGAGAUUUCCUCGAACAAAAAGGCCACCGACUUUUUUAAAAAAGCUGAUAUUUCGACGCGAGAAAUUUCUAUUGAAAAUUAGGGUGCUUUUACGAUAUUAAUUCAAAAUAAGGUGAAAAAAUAAAUAUUUCAAAUAAAAAAAAUGAUAGUGUGUUUGGGACAUAAAAAGGUAAGUUUUCACCAAAUUUCGUGAAAAAAAAUUUUUUUUUGUGUAAGAUAAAAAUGAAAAACCAAAAACUUGAUUAUUUGAAUUUUUCACAUAAAUUUUGAGGUUAUGUGAAAAAAUUGUAAUCACAAAAGUUGUAUAUCUUUUUAUUGCAUACAACUUUGUCAUUUAAUUUUUUUUUUAUAGGACUUGUAGUUUUGCCGCAAAUCGAGAUAAUCCGUUUUUUACCCUUAAAAACUCACCCCCUUCCACUUCCCAAACUCACAUCGCCCGUAAAUUAUUUUUCCUUUCAUUUUUGUUAUAUUCUCUUCCUUUUUCAACGGGUUUCAUCCUACUAUAUAUAUAUUUUUUUGUUUUUUAUCAUUUUCAAAGGCUAGCCCUGGUCUAUAUUCUUCAAAAUUAUUAUAUAAUAUUAAAUAUUUCUUCUAUAUUUACUUUAUAAUGAAAGAAUAUAACAAUGGAAAAUGUGCUAUUCUUACGCUGAUUAAAUUACUUUCAAUUGAAGUAAUUAUUACCAAAAAUAAUUUUUUGUUUUUACACUUACGGUUAUUUUUCAUUUUCCAGAUUUUUAUAUUUUUUUUAUUAUUUCUUCAAAGAAUUUUUGGUUAGCAAAUAAGCCAAAGAAAUUAUAAUUUUUGCAACUUUCUGGAACAGUAUUUAAGACAAUAUUUUCAUUUAACGAUGUAAAUGAAACAUCUCAUAAAAAUUAUGUCUUAAGCAUGUUUAUUUCAUAAUAAAAAAUUACUUCUAAGAGCACGUCAAAACUUCAGUCGCUGAUGAAGGAACAAAAUGUCUAGAUUCUAGUAUCCGUUCCCAACAGGAUUUAUUGGGAACAAAACACCAAUGAAAAUACAAGACAUUACGGAAAAUGAAGACGAUUGUACCAAGUUUGAGGAUCAACAUUUCACUUCUGAUGAAUUAGAUACGGAAUAAUAAUUGGUAAUUGUAACUUUUUUCAAUAAUAAAAUUUUUGUAUUAAUUGUUCACAUUAUUUUAGGUUAUAUUUUAGGUUAUUAACUACUCCAAAAAAAUGCUCAGUAUUUAUUUAUGUAUCGUUAUCCUUCUCUUUUGCACAAUAAUAGCAUACGCACCUCUUUCAUUCAGCUGUCUCGUCGCACGCAGCUGUAAUGUAGUGUCCUCUUAGCUCGGACCUCUUUGUUGCAACUUUCAGCUGGCGGUCACGUCACUCUCAGCUACAACGCUGUGUCCGCCUCUAUCGCACGGGAUAUUUGGCUCGGACCUCUUUGUCACAAGUUUCCACAUGCAUAAAAUUUUCACCUUUCAAAACUCGACAACCGUCAUUCAGGCCAGACUUUUUACAGACAACCCUACAUCAUUGUGUUCGUAAUUAAAUAGCGCUCAUUUUAAUAUAAGAUUUAUUUAUUAAACAGAUUGGUGAAAAUAACUAUUAUCGAUUUACCUGUUUAUACCUGCCAACCCAGUAGUUACGCCAGGAAAAAAAUAGACAACCCAAUGUUUGUAUAUUGUAUAGGCUUCAUACCUACUUUCGGUUGGUAUUAAAUAUAUUCGUUAAACUCAUCAGUGCAAUAUUUAAUAAAAAGUCCUUUUUCAAUUUUUAUUUAAUCAUGCUCUGGCCAGGAAUUUUUUAGACAACCCACUCGAGAUAUAUUUUCUAAUAUAUUAAAUUUGAUAUAAAAUACUUUUCAUCCAUUAAACAGAUGGGUGAAGGUCGUUUCUAGUGCUGAUCCUCUAUUAACAAGUGAAUUAAGUUAUUGUCAACACAGCCUGAGUCGCCAAUAGUCCUUUGGUUUGUAAUGUGAAUUAUGUUUGAAGAAGAAAUAUUUCUGCCAUGUCAUAAAGAAAAAUUUGACAUGGAUGCACUGGUGUAAAUGCAUUUUUAAUAAAUAAUUUUCUCAGUUGAAAAUAAGAUAUUGCUGACAUAAUGUAAAUUUACAGUUAUAUUUGUUAUUAAUUUUAAUUUAUUUUAAAUUGGAAGUUUAGCUUAAAAACUAGGGUAUGUUUUCUACAAGAUUGUGCAAGUUUUUUGUUUUCUAUCCCACUAAUAAUUUGACACAGUUAUACAACACUAAUUUUACUUAUUUUUCAGCAAAUAAUUGUGCACACUAUGAUGGUAAUAUUCGGAGGACUGCCAUUUUGUUUCUGGUGUUGCCGGCAACGUGAAAUUAAAUCAUUGCCAACUGCUAUUUCUCUAUUGGUUCUGCACACAGAUUUAAUUUAUUUUUCCUGCUCGUACAAAAGUGAUUAUUUUAUUAGAAAAUUAUUGUGGCCUGUUAGAAAUUUCAGAAAUAUGUGUAACUCCUAUUAUAAAAUAUAAGUAAUAGUACAAAUUUUAUUAUAGCAAAGUAUGAGUAUAAGGGUAUACCGACAUCCUAUACUGAUUUUAUUUUAUCUGUAUGUGUUACAGAGUCUUAAUAGGCACAUUUGCCUAAUGUAGAUUAUGUAAUAUUGUAAAAUAGCAUUCAAUGACUUUAUUUGCACAUGUUUCAUCUUGUAAGUCUUCCUUGUUAUGAUUGCGUAUUGUACCACAAUGCACUUUGGCUUUCUAUCUCUACUAAAAAGUAAAUAUGCAUUUAAAUUAUUGCAUUAUUGCUUUAUAAUGCACCUAGUUUGAUGCAGUGUAAGUAUUUUGCAGUGAAAAAUAGAUUACAGCAAUGGUGUUUCAAAAUUACAGGCAAAAUGAAUGUUUUUAACCCCCUACCCUUCAUUUUCAUUCUAAAAGGAUGGCAGUAACCAGUCUCACAAAUUUUUUAUUUUACUUUUACUACGAAUUAUUAAAAUAAUUUGUCACUAAAUCCUUUGUGUGAUCAAUUUAACUAAGAAUUAGAUCUUCAUAUGCCCAUAUUUCCCUAAACAUUACUGAAAAAAAAUUGCAACUUGUUUUGGACUUUAUUCUCUUGAGUGAUGGCCAAAAUAUUAAUGCUUAUUAUUCUGAUUUAAUUGCUAUCAUCAAAAGUAGUUUAAUCUGCAAGUAUUUUGAUAUGUACGAAAAUCUACACAAGGCAUUACAUUUUGAUCCGUGUUUGAUAAAAAAAAUUUUGAUACUUGGUACUUCAACUUUUUACGUGUACUGGAAAUGCACGAGACAAGAAAUGGCACUGGAUGUCUGUUAGUAGUGGAACACUAGUGGGAUGUGGGAACAACAGUGACUGACUUUAUUUGACUGAAAGACUGUGAGGGGCAUCAUUGAUCAGGAGAGGUAACUUUGCAGGAAUGUAUGGUAGUGUCACUUGAGGAAACAGCUUUUCUAGUCGAUGGUGUGUUGCGAUAGUGGCUAUCAUUUUGGGACUGCUGGUUCAGGUCGCUGGUACCAUGCCUGAAGUAGCACCUCCACGGUUUUACCUGCAUUUAACUGAAAAUGUUCAGUGUCAAAAUAUUUCAUAAAAUAACUAUUGAGAGUUUUCCUGCUGUUAUGGUUUGUAUGUUUUAACCUGGCGUAACUAAUUUCAGGCAAUCAUGGCCCCUCAGUAGUACAGUAACUUGCAUUCUAAUUGGCACUGUGUAAUGUGUAAAAAAAAAUCCCUCACCGACCGUAGCCAAUUAUAAAAGAAAUUGUACAAAGCAUUAACUUAGGUUGUCUAUCUCCAGUAACAGUACAAUUUUCCCACGAACUACAGGUAUGUAAUUUUAGUUUCCCUGUAUUCUGUGCUUCUAUUUAUGUAUUAAAUAUGUACUUUAUGUGUUUGUUUGGACUGAAUCUCUUCUUGCACAUUGUAUGUACGUGUUCUUGUGCUCCGAGGGAAGCAGAAGUCGGAACUGAAGGAUCCAUUCUGUAAUUACAGCACGAAAAGAUGUGGCAUGGAGCAAAGUUCAUUUUUCUGUCACCCUGUGAAAGAUAGUAUGUAUGACGACUCUCUCUGCUUUUAGGUAAUCAAGGAAAUUAUUUUUUGUUUGUAGAGAACAGUAAUGUGAAUUUUAUUUUGUGUUCAUGAAAUGUUUCUUGCAAAUUAUUUUUGUUGUAAAUAUUUUAUUAGUUUUAAUAAGAGAAUUUAAAUUAUAGUACACUUGAUUUUCUAAGAAAGUGAGCAUAAUUGUAUGCUCAGUAUAUUAUGCAUGAUUUGAUGUGACAAAAUAAAUAUAUAUUGUAUUAAGAAAA